AUGCCUGACAUCAACUCAACAUGGACUGAUGAAAACCCAGAUAAUCAUCUAACAUCAAUCCCCACCAGCACCUCCUCCCUGGACCUUAAAGUUAACAAUACAACUUUAACCAUCAUUGAACCUCACUUAAAGCCUCCAAUCAGUUUGUCAACAACUCGGAAACAAUGUACUCCACUCAACAGGGCCUUGAUCAAUCAAGAUCUGGAGGUUUCUGAGGAAGAGAUCAUCUACUUAUCAAGACAACUAAGACACACCAAUUUUAUGUUCUCAGCCAACAGUACAUCCAAACACGGAGGCUGGAACUACCUAGUUACCCCAGUGAUCCUUGACGGAGAUAGCUACACCUUUGAUCCGGCUGGGGACUAUCUGAUGGACAAACACCUAGUCACAUUCGAACUCAGCCCCUUUAAGCCACUGGACUUCACUCGCGAUUCUCCCGAUUGGAUUCAACACAACAUGACCAUCGACACCAAAAUCCUACCUCACAUCAAGAUUUGCAAACAACAUAAGGAUUGGGCAUCAAAGCCAAAUCUAGGACAAUUUCAGGCUUUGGAGCGGGUCAAAUCCAACAUUUAUGUAGCUCGUACGCUGAAAGAUUUUCAAGAAGCCCUGGAGAGAGUAGCUUCUAUGUCCUCGCGCUUGCAAGCCCUUCAUGUUGCCGCAGACGAGAUGCAUACACAAAGUUCAGGCUUAAAGCCUAGUGAGAACCUUUGGAAAACACAACAAGGACAAGUCCGAAUGGCUUUUGUGUGA
Messenger RNA from Melampsora larici-populina 98AG31, 753 nucleotides. RefSeq lists its product as uncharacterized. Bases 1 to 753 code for a protein of 250 amino acids. The record is from RefSeq and is a predicted model, not a curated record. NCBI's taxonomy places the organism in Eukaryota, Fungi, Basidiomycota, Pucciniomycetes, Pucciniales, Melampsoraceae. The transcript is spliced from 3 exons.